UUCAAACAUUGCUAAUGGUCGAUGUAGUUAUAAUUGGCGAGCCCCGAUGCAGAGGCAGAUUCCCCCCUACCGUAGCUUCUUAAGAGCCGUGAUACGUGAAUGAAGUCCCAAUCCAAGCACUCACCAUUUAUAUGGAACGAUGGACACAUCAUCUCUUCCUAACUAUUCCCUCCGUAUGGUUACAGAUACGUAACCUGAGUACCAGAGUACGGAGCAAUCAGUCCUACAAAUACGAGUUCUCAGUAUCACGAUUAUCUCCGACGACUACCAUCCCGAGUAUAUAGGCGUCCAAUCCGCCCUAAAUUCGGGAUGAUCAGCACUACAGACGUACCUAUUUACAGGUAUACUCCAAGUGCCGACACCCCGAGGGUGGUAACACAGGGCGCCAUCACAAAGGAGCACCCCACGCCCACGUCAAAUAACGCGCUUUAUUCUCGUGACUCGACCGUAGUAUCUCCAUCUCUUUACCUACGUAGUAUAUAAAAAAGCGACUCAUAUGUAGCAAGCCAAACCGCAAGAGUGAACAAGAUAUCAUCUAGUCACCCAGCUUCAAGAUGCUCAACAAGAAGGUCAAAGCAUGCGCCCUACACGUGGCGCCCGUGUACAUGGACAAGGCCGCCAGUCUCCGCAAGGUAGUCAAUCUGAUCUCGCAAGCAGCAGUUGAGUCCAUCGAGCUCCUCGCCUUCCCCGAGGUAUUCGUACCCGGGUUUCCCUACUUCACAAACUGCUACGCGCCGAACGCGGCGACCGUCGCCCUGUACGCAGCACAGAGCGUCGAGGUGCCGGACGACUUGACCGAAGUACAAGCCGCAUGCGCGACAUACGGGAUCGUAGUCGUGCUAGGCGUAUCGGAGCGCAUGCGCGGGGGACACACCAUAUUCAACAGCAUCGUGACGAUCGACUCGGAUGGCGCCAUCCUCGGCGUCCACCGCAAGCUGCAGCCGACGUGGGCGGAGCGGCUCGUCUGGGGCCAAGGGUCCGGGUACACGCUGAAGACGUACGAGCCGAAGGGGGCGGGGUACCGGAUCGGCGGGCUGGCGUGCUGGGAGCACACGAUGAAUGGGGCGCGGCAGGCGCUCAUCGAUCAGGGGCAGCAUAUCCACGUCGGCUGCUGGCCGGCCCUCGACAUCCUCGACGGCUUCGAGAACGUCGCGUGCAUGCAGAUCGAGGCGCUGAUGAAGACGCACGCUUUAACCGCGCAGGUGUUCGUACUGUGUCCGAGUAGCUACGUCGAUGCUACUUGCUUGGAGUGGAUGGAGAAGAAUCUUGGCCCGCAGGAUAAGGUCAAGCCUGGUGGGGGCUGGACCGCUAUCAUUCACCCGUUCUGCACUUUUGUUGCUGGUCCGUAUAUGAGUGACUUUGACCUGCUUGUCGUGGGAGAGGUUGAUCUCUCACAGUUGGAUUUGGUGAAGGCUUAUGUUGAUGGGGUGGGCCAUUAUAAGAGGCCUGAGGUCUUCAAGUUGGAUGUUGAUACGACUCAGCGAUGGAAGGAUGAGCCGGACAUCGUUGGCCCCAUCCCGUUGAAAAAGCCGUAAGCCGGACAAGUUCGCGCCCUUGGUGUCUUAGUGGGUCUUCCGUGACUCAACGGGAAUUUACGUGGUGGCGUCAUUCCGUGAUCGGCCGGGUGUAGUCAUCACGCGAUUUGAGCUUACUUAUCAGGUUCUUAUAAUAGGUACCUAGUAUCUAACAUAUGUAGGUUAUGAUUUGAUAUGAUAUUAAUUUCAUCACGAGAGUGAGACCUUUCUUAUUUCUAUCAACUA
Annulohypoxylon maeteangense is the source of this 1760-nucleotide messenger RNA. Its product is annotated as carbon-nitrogen hydrolase. Gene Ontology annotation, molecular function: catalytic activity. The transcript has a single exon. The record is from RefSeq and is a predicted model, not a curated record. Bases 555 to 1535 code for a protein of 326 amino acids. NCBI's taxonomy places the organism in Eukaryota, Fungi, Ascomycota, Sordariomycetes, Xylariales, Hypoxylaceae.